AUGGUAUCAGUCCCACCCGGUGAGCUCACCCCCUCCAUCCACCAUGCCCCCACCUCCCCCUACUCCUCCUCGAACCACGCCCCCACCACCACCACCCUCGCACCGCGGAGCACCACACCCUCCUCCAUCACCGACCGUCCAUCCCUCAUCCGACGCCUCUCGCGCUCCGGCGACCACCACGGCGCCCUCGCCCUCUUCCGCGACCACCGCCGCCGCAUCAAACCCUGCGACCGCUCCAUCUCCGUCGUCCUUCGCAGCUGCGCGGCGCUCCGCGCCGUCCGAUCGGGCGAGGAGGCGCACGCCUUCGCGCUCCGGCACAGCGCCUUCGGUGUGAUAACACGCCGCACGGUAACCUCCCUCGUCUCCUUCUACGCCCACUGCGGCCUCCUCUCGCAUGCGCGGAACCUGUUCGAUAAAAUGCCUCAUAGAGAUGUUGUAGCGUGGACCGCCAUGUUAAUGGCGUAUUCCGAUAAAUAUGACCAAAUUGACGAAACGGGCUUGCUGUUUAUUGAGAUGUUGUGCAGUGGCGUUGAUCCCAAUCCCCACACUCUCACCGUUAUGCUGCGUUCGGCGACGCUUCGAUUCGGGAAGCAGUUACAUUGCUAUGUAAUGAAGAGGAGUUGGGGCUCUGAUCUGUUUAUCGGGAGCUCGUUGAUCGAUAUUUAUGCUCAAAAUGCGAUUUUGGAUGAUGCCCAUUUGGUUUUUAGUACAAUCGAGCACAAAGAUGUCGUUUGUUUCAAUUGCUUGAUAUCGGGUUAUAGCCGGAUUGGGUCGUUGGACGCGCUCUUCUAUCUGUUCGAUGAAAUGCGUGUAUCGGGAUUUGAACCGAAUCAGUCUACAUUAGUGUCAUUUCUCAAUGGAUGUGCGACUUCCGGAUUUAUAGGUCCUUCGAUGCAAUUCCAUGCUCAAGCAGUCGUAAGGGGAUUCGUCUCUGACGAAAUGGUUCAAGGCGUUAUCGUCGACAUGUACGCAAAAUGUGGUGAUCUUAAUGCAGCUCGCCUCACCUUUGAUAGAAUAAGUAGUGCAACGAACACCGUCAUUUGGAAUUCGAUGAUCUGUGGGUACGGAAAGCAUGGGCGAACAAAUGAAGCUCUUCGAAUCUUUGAAUCAAUGGAUUUUGCUAGGGUUCGACCAGAUUACAUCACAUUCAUAUGCCUCUUGUCGGCUUGUAGCCACUCGGGUUUGAUUGAAGAAGGUUGGAGACUAUUCAACUUGAUGAUUGAAGUCCAUAAGAUAGCUCCUAGAAGCGAGCAUUUAUGUUGCAUGGUUGAUCUAUUGGGUCGAGCCGGGUUGGUUUUUGAGGCUUUUGAGUUCAUGCACAAGUUUAAGUGCGAGCCAACUCCUUCAAUGUGGGGGGCUUUGUUAAGUGCUUCUAGGGCAUGCGGCAAUGUCGAGAUCGCAGAAAUUGCUUCUGAGAAGCUAUUUGAGUUGGAGAGGGAAUGCUCGGCGUCUUACAUAGUAAUGUCGAGUAUCUACGCGGGAAAUGGACGGUGGGAUGAAGCUGAUGAAGUUAGGGAGUUGAUGGAUGAUAAGAUGGUGAGAAAAGAGGCAGGGUGUAGUUUGAUUGAAGUUGGUGGUAUUGUGCAUAAAUUUAGGGCAGGAGAGAAUAUAGGGGAUGAUAAGUUAGAGGUGUAUAUGAUGUGCCAUAAGUUGAAUUUGUGUAUAUCUGAUCAGUUUGAUCCUGAUUUUGCUUGUGAUUUAAAAAGCUUUAGUGCGUAA
This is a messenger RNA of Ananas comosus (pineapple), 1719 nucleotides long. Its product is annotated as pentatricopeptide repeat-containing protein At1g08070, chloroplastic-like. Lineage: Eukaryota; Viridiplantae; Streptophyta; Magnoliopsida; Poales; Bromeliaceae. Gene Ontology annotation, molecular function: protein binding; RNA binding. The record is from RefSeq and is a predicted model, not a curated record. The transcript has a single exon. Bases 1 to 1719 code for a protein of 572 amino acids. Gene Ontology annotation, biological process: RNA modification.